This is a messenger RNA of Mesoplodon densirostris (Blainville's beaked whale), 2676 nucleotides long. RefSeq names its product transcription elongation factor, mitochondrial (gene TEFM). Gene Ontology annotation, molecular function: DNA polymerase processivity factor activity; nucleic acid binding. The coding region runs from base 48 to 1130 and encodes 360 amino acids. The transcript has 4 exons. Gene Ontology annotation, cellular component: mitochondrial nucleoid. Gene Ontology annotation, biological process: mitochondrial transcription; transcription elongation by mitochondrial RNA polymerase. The record is from RefSeq and is a predicted model, not a curated record. NCBI's taxonomy places the organism in Eukaryota, Metazoa, Chordata, Mammalia, Artiodactyla, Ziphiidae.
UUAGUGGAGGAAGAUGGGCGCGGGCGCCUAUUUCUUUAACGUGGAAGAUGAACGUCCCUAGUAUCCUCUUGGCGGGAGGGAGGUGGAGAUGUUUUCCAGUUCCAUUAGGGUCCUCCUUAUUCCAGGACCUACAUAAUUCCUGCUGUCGGAAAAAAUCCACUGCACCAAAGAAAAUUAUUCCCCAUGUUGAUUUUUCUGAUGAAAACGCAAAGGAGUCUGGAAAGGCACUUGACAAGCUCUUCUCUUCAGAACAGCAGGCUUCCAUCUUGCAUGUGUUGAAUACAGCGUCUAAUAAAGAACUUGAAGCUUUCACAUUACUUCGUGGAAAAAAGUCCCUCAGUAUUGUAGAGCACAGAGAAAAGUUUGGGCCAUUUCAGAAUUUGGAGAGUUUAAUGAAUGUGCCCUUGUUCCAGUAUAAAACCACCAUUCAAGUUUGUAACUCCAUUCUUAAUCCAGAGACUGGAGGGAAAAAAAGGAAGUUACAGGAAAAUCGGCUCUUGAGGAAGCUCAUCAAACCAGAAAUAGGAAGAGAGAGACUUAAGGCAAUUAAUAGUAUUGUAUCCAUUGUUUCUGGUACUCGAAGAAUUGCCUGGGCUCACCUUGAUCGUAAAUUGGCAGUGCUGGACUGGCAGCAAACUGAAUACUGCCGAUUGAUGAAAGGAACAUACCUAUCAUCUGUCUAUUUAGAAGAGGUUUCUUCAGUUAUUUCAAAGAUGCCUAAAGCCGACUUCUAUGUCCUGGAGAAAACAGGACCUUCAUUUCAGAACUCAUCUCUGUUUCCUAUACUAUUACAUUUUCAUAUCAUGGAAGCCAUGCUGUAUGCCUUGCUGAAUACAACUUUUACCCAGGAUGGCCAUCAUCAGGUGCUGAGCAUGAACCGAAAUGCAGUGGGGAAGCACUUUGAACUGAUGAUUGGUGACACGCGGACUAGUGGAAAAGAGGUAGUGAAGCAGCUCCUCUCAGAGUCUGUACUGAAAGAAGAGCCUCGGGUAUUCUUCCCACCAGAUAAGAUAGUCCGCUACAGACAGAUGUUUUCAUCUACUGAACAAUACAGGGUAGAAGAGUUAUAUGAUUCAUUAUUACAAGCUAUUGCCUUCUAUGAAUUGGCAGUUUUUAAUACUGAAUCUUAAAAUUCUGAGGUUAGUAUGUUACAUGUUCUUAAUAUCAUAUUAAUUUAUAUUUAUUAGGUCUGAAGUUUUAAAACCAACUGUUUCGAACAUCCGUGUUAAUGGAGAAGAAAACAUAAGUUUGACUGUAUUUAGAUGUUUCAAGUCAGACUUUUGGCUACUGAAUGGUUUACACAAUAAUAAACCAAGGCUAAAUCAAUAAAUGAGAUUCUGUGCCUUUUGGGUUUAAGCAUUAAAAAAUAAGAUGUUCCCUAAACAUCCAAAACAAGAAACAAAGUUAUCUUCCUUGAAAGGCAAAUGCCAUCUAUACUAAAGGAUUUGCAUUAUUAUCAUACUGUUAAAAUAGGGAAUAAUGAAUUUUCUGGAUGGUGCUCAUCAUGGGAAUAAAGCUAAAUAUAACUGACAACACAGCUUGUAGAAUCCUCUUCUUACUCUGAAAGUACAAUGUGGUUUGAUGCACUGCCUCCAGAAGGGAGUUUUCAUCAGCUCAAUCUAUUAAGCCCCAAACAAACAAGCUUUGUUUAAUAGGCUUUUUUUUUGGCUGCACCACGCAGCAUGGAGGAUCUUAGUUCCCCAACCAGGGAUCGAACCUGUACUCGCUACAGUGGAAGUGUGGAGUCUUAACCACUGAACUGCCAGGGAAGCCCAAUAGGCUCAUUUUUAAACUUUGAAAAUUUUUUUUUUUUUUUGGCUGCACUGGGUAUUUGUUACUGCACGUGGGCUUUUCUCUAGUUGCGGCGAGCAGGGGCUACUCUUCGUUGUGGUGCGCGGGCUUCUCAUUGUGGUGGCUUCUCUUGUUGCGGAGCACGGGCUCUAGGUGUGCAGCCUUCAGUAGUUGUGGCACACGGGCUCUAGAGCGCAGGCUCUGGAGCUGUGGCACACGGGCUUAGCUGCUCCGCGGCGUGUGGGAUCUUCCCGGACCAGGGCUCGAACCCGUGUCCCCUGCAUUGGCAGGCGGAUUCUUAACCACUGCGCCACCAGGGAAGCCCUAAGCUUUGAAAUAUUUUACUUAACAGACCACCUUUUGAGAAAAGUAGCACUUUUUUCCCCACAUCUCUCCAUUUCCAUUAGAUUUGCCUUAGUUCAGGCCCUCAUUAUAUCUCACCUAUACUGAACCCAAGUCUCUCUGAUGUCAAAGCAUUAAGUCUUUUCUUUCCUUUAAUCUAAAAGUGAAGUAUACUUGUUGGGAAAAAAAAUUCAAAUAAUCAGAAAUCUAUAAAAUACAUGGAAGUCCUCCCUUCCAGCACCUCCAACUCCCUAGGCAGUUUGAUGUACACUCUAGACUUGUGGCCGUGCACAAGUAAAUCUCUACAUAUGUGACUGUGUAUGUGAGCGUCUCCACCUUGGAACUGUUGUAGAUACCUCCGAGUACACAUCUGAACUCAUUCUCUUUCCCCCAGGCCACCUCAGUUGCCUUUGUUUUACACUUUAGUGAACAGCUUCACCAACCGUUCAAAUUGUUCAUGCCAGAUGUGUGGCAUUCUACUUCUCAACAUUUCUAGAAAUAGCUGUAGUGAAAUGUGUCCAAAUUAGACAUUUAUAGGAUAAG